This is a messenger RNA of Solanum pennellii, 5301 nucleotides long. Its product is annotated as formin-like protein 20. Bases 486 to 4574 code for a protein of 1362 amino acids. The record is from RefSeq and is a predicted model, not a curated record. The transcript has 18 exons. Lineage: Eukaryota; Viridiplantae; Streptophyta; Magnoliopsida; Solanales; Solanaceae.
CUCAUACUUUUCAGUCCACUACGUUUCUUCUUCUCCCUUUUGCCUAAUUUGCCUUUCUCUCUCUCUCUCUCUCUAUCUGACUUUCCUAAAAACAAUGGCAACGAUCAUGUCUUCCAUUCUCAUGUAAUCCAUUCUUCAACUCUCUUUUUUGAUAUUUUGAAUUUUUUUCAUCUUCAACUCACAAACCCUAAACUCAUUUUCACCUCGAUCUUACUUUCUUCUGCUGUUCUCUAGAGAGUUUUAUUGGUUGAGCUAGUGUAAUUUGAAGAAAUCCAGCUGUAUUUUGCAUUCUCGUGGUGAUUAUUCUACUACAUUAAGUGAAUUAUUGAUGUAUUUGUAGAAGGGAGUUCAUUUGAGAUCAAUUGAACUGUUGAAUUGGGAAUUUUGUUGAGAGAUCUGUUUUACGGGUGAAUUUGGUGGACUUUGAAGUGAAGGGUGGAAUUGGAGGGUUUUGGAUCCGAUCAGGGGAGAAACAGCGCCAUUAGAUGGCGCUGUUCAGACGGUUCUUCUAUAGGAAGCCGCCGGAUCGGCUUUUAGAGAUCUCUGAGCGGGUUUACGUGUUUGAUUGCUGCUUCUCCACUGACGUGUUGGAUGAAGAUGAGUACAAGACAUAUAUGGGGGGGAUUGUAGCUCAGCUGCAGGACCACUAUGCAGAUGCUUCUUUCAUGGUUUUUAACUUUAGGGAAGGUGAUAGGAGGAGCCAAAUAUCUGACAUAUUGUCUCAGUAUGAUAUGACUGUGAUGGAUUAUCCUCGGCAAUAUGAAGGGUGUCCACUUCUGCCUCUGGAGAUGAUCCACCACUUCUUGCGCUCAAGUGAGAGUUGGCUUUCACUUGAGGGUCAGCAAAACGUCCUGUUAAUGCACUGUGAGAGGGGAGGCUGGCCUGUACUUGCUUUUAUGCUUGCUGGCCUUCUUUUGUACCGGAAACAGUACACUGGGGAGCUUAAAACUCUUGAAAUGGUAUACAAGCAGGCCCCUAGGGAGCUGCUUCAUCUUUUGUCUCCUCUGAAUCCACAGCCAUCUCAGCUUAGAUAUCUCCAGUACAUCUCCAGAAAAAAUUUUGGUUCAGAAUGGCUGCCAUCAGAUACACCUUUUGCCUUAGAUUGCAUCAAACUUAGUUUUCCUCCUCUAUUUGAUGGAGGGAGAGGCUGUCGACCUGUACUUCGCGUCUAUGGACAGGACCCUGCUUCAACAACCUCUAAUAGGAGCUCUAAGCUCCUCUUUUCAACUCUAAAGACAAAAAGACAUGCUCGCUUCUACCAACAGGAAGAGUGUUCAAUGGUGAAAAUUGACAUCCAUUGUCGUGUCCAAGGAGAUGUUGUUCUCGAGUGUGUCCAUUUGGAAGAUGAUCUAGUAAGGGAAGAAAUGAUGUUCAGGGUCAUGUUCCACACUACAUUUAUUCGCUCAAAUGUUUUGAUGUUAAUGCGUGAUGAUGUUGAUGUCCUGUGGGAUGCAAAAGACCAAUUUCCUAGAGGGUUCAAAGCAGAGGUACUCUUUUCGGAUCCUAAUGCUGUUCCAUCUGUUGUCACUGAGGAAGUGCCAAGUGAGGAUGAGAAUGGGACUGAAGGUGCUUCACCUGAGGAGUUUUUCGAAGUCGAAGAGAUAUUCAGCAAUGCUGUUGAUGGGCAGGAUGGAAGGGGGGAAUCUGGAGCCCACAUUGUCAAGGAAAGUUUGCAGGAUGAUGAUAGUAUUGAAAUGAUCUGGAAAGAGGAGGUGGAACAUCAUGCAUUUCAAGAUUGUGCAUCAGACGAAGUAAAUCACAAGCAAGAAGGAAAGAUGGAUUCUAAUCGCUCUGCAUCAGAAAAAAAUAUUUUAGGAGAGAGAGACAACUCUAUACCCUCAAAGGUUAUAGUUUCCAAUGGUACUAGCAACAUGGAAUCAGAACAGGUAAUAUCUGGGGAUUGUGUUGCAUCAGAAAAUGGGGAACUAAAGCAAGAUAAAGAAGACACUCUGAGACAGAAGAAGUUAGAGAGAGAAGGUUCGCAUCAGAAGGUGAGUGCUGAUACUAGUAAACAAAAAAGUGACAAGACAACCUCAUCUCUAAAGAAACAGUCAUUUUCCAACGCUAAACCAGCUGCUGAUGGCGUUGGUCCGAAAAAUAAAUCUAAACAGCAGGAAAUCCAAGGCACCGUUUUACGACCGGCAAAGCCUAAUGCAGUGUCCCGGUGGAUCCCUCCAAACAAAGGUUCUUACACUAGUUCAAUGCAUGUAUCGUAUCCACCAUCAAGGUAUAACAGUGCUCCUCCUGUGCUUGCCCUAACCAAGGAUUUUCAGUCUGGGGUUAAAUCAAAGUCACCAUCUCCUCAAGCUUCUUCAGAAGCUAUAGCUUCUGCUGAAGCAGGUCGUGUUUCAGGGAAAGACUCUUCAUGUUCUGCAUCGGGUACGUCAAUUGUGGAGGCAUCUGUUGCUACAAUAUCUGCCCCAGAAUCAGUUGAAAGCCAGGCCCUGAAGCUUCAUCCAUCUCCUCCAAGUCCGCUUCUUUCUCCAUCUCCAAUUACUUCAUCUCAUGAACCUUCUGAUACUGAGGUAGCAGGAACUAAUUCACCAUCAGCGACUUCAGCUUUGUCUUCACAGGGGAGUAAUAUUAUGACAUCUUCUUUGACUCAGCCGGACCGUUAUUCUUCACCUGCUCUGCCCGAACCUCCCUCAUUUUCACCCCCUCCACCUCCCCCACCCCCUCCACCUCCACCAUUUACUAGCUCGAGGAUGACUCCGCUGGAUGCCUUUUCUCCUCCCCCACCACCACCGCCUCCUCCACCUUUGCCCUCAUCAUCCAGUGUAAUAAAUGCUGGUAGGGUCUUGCCACCACCCCCUCCACCACCCCUUUGGACGGGGUAUGGGACUUCCUUAGAAGUAGUAUCUAGUUCAUCGCCACCUCCACCUCCACCUCCACCUCCUCCUCCUCCUAUAUAUGCAUCCAUUUUACCAAGAUUGGCUAGCUUUGGGGGUUCCACAUCGCCGCCACCUCCUCCCCCUCCCCCUCCUCCUAUGCAUACUGGCUAUUCUCCUCCUCCACCACCUCUACCUCCUACUCUUGCCACACGAAUCCUACAUACCUCGCAAGUUGCUCCACCUCCACCUCCACCUCCACCACCACCACCACCACCUCCGGGAGGACGCGCACCUGGUCCACCUCCCCCACCCCCUCCUGGAGGGCGUGCACCUGGUCCACCUCCCCCACCCCCUCCGGGAGGACGCGCACCUGGUCCACCUCCUCCACCGGGAGCUCCAAGACCUCCUGGUGGUGGACCUCCCCCACCACCACCUUUUGGUUCUAAAGGACCUGCAGUUGGCAGAGGCCUUCCUGCUGGGAGAGGGCAAGGAUUUUCACGCGCAGCUGGUGGUGUAGCCCCACGAAGAUCUAACUUAAAGCCGUUGCAUUGGAGCAAGGUAACUAGGGCACUUCAAGGAAGCUUAUGGGAUGAACUUCAAAGAAACGGAGAGACUCAAUUGUCACCAGAAUUCGAUUUUUCAGAACUUGAGACUCUUUUCUCUGCUACAGUCCCUAAGUCAGAUAAUGCGGGUAAAUCUGGAGGGAGAAGGAAGUCUGUUGGGUCUAAACCUGACAGGGUUCACCUGGUUGACUUGAGGAGGGCAAAUAAUACUGAAAUUAUGCUCACAAAGGUGAAAAUGCCACUGCCUGACAUGAUGGCCGCUGCCCUUGCAAUGGAUGAGUCAAUUUUAGAUGCUGAUCAGGUGGAGAAUCUUAUCAAGUUUUGUCCUACCAAAGAUGAGAUGGAACUUCUCAAGAAUUACACUGGUGACCAGGAUCUUCUGGGAAAGUGUGAACAGUUUUUUCUGGAGCUCAUGAAGGUGCCCCGAGUAGAGUCAAAACUAAGAGUUUUUCUCUUCAAGAUCCAGUUCAACUCUCAGGUCACGGACUUCAAAAAAAGCUUAAACACAGUGAACUCUGCUUGUGAAGAGGUCCGACAUUCUCUUAAAUUGAAGGAAAUAUUGAAGAAAAUAUUGUAUCUAGGGAAUGCAUUGAACCAGGGAACUGCCAGAGGUUCUGCCAUUGGAUUUAAGUUGGACAGUCUUUUGAAGCUCACUGAUACUCGUGCUACUAACAACAAGAUGACACUCAUGCAUUAUCUUUGUAAGGUUCUUGCUUCCAAGUCACCAUCACUUUUAGACUUUCACGUAGAUCUUGUAAGCCUGGAAGCUGCGUCAAAGAUACAAUUGAAGUCUUUGGCUGAAGAAAUGCAAGCAAUCAUCAAGGGUUUGGAAAAAGUUAAAAAAGAACUGGAGGCUUCGGAGACUGAUGGCCCUGUGUCUGAAAUUUUUCGCAAGACCUUAAAGGAAUUCGUUGGUGUGGCUGAAGCACAGGUUGGCUCUGUCAAGGAUCUAUAUUCUGUUGCGGGCAGAAAUGCAGAUGCACUUGCACUAUAUUUCGGUGAGGAUCCUGCCCGUUGUCCGUUUGAGCAAGUCACGGCGACCCUCUUAAAUUUUGUAAGGCUGUUCCGCAAAGCCCACGAAGAGAACUUGAAGCAGGCUGAAUUAGAAAGGAAGAAAGUUCAAAAGGAAGAAAUGGAGAACGCCAAAGGAGUUAAUCUCAAUAAGAAGGGUUUCAAGUGAAUUGGGAAUGAUAUCAUUGUUUCAGGGCGAACGAUCUGUCUGUUGGUUGACCAUGUUAACCGAAGAUAUCUACCAAAGACAGACCAAAGGCUCCUAGUGUAAGUGCUUUGGCAUUCUUUGGAUUCAAGAAAGAAUGUUGAGGCUUGUAAACCAGAGUGCAGUGACUGCUUUGCAGAUAGGAAGCUGAACCGGAGACAUCAUUGUCGGGGCUCUUGGAUGAUGCAAGCAACCUCUCGCUCCAUAAAGAUCGACUUGAUUUUUUGUUAUUGGUAAGUGAUCAUGAAUGCUUCCAACCUGGAGAAAUUUGCUACAUUAUGAAAUAGAUGCUGCAAUCAAGAGCGCGAGUUUGGAUAGAGCCAACAUGCUGGACUCGGUGUUGCCACAAUGUCCAGUGUUUGCCAAUGACCGCCCUUACCGCCAUGCAACUGUAAAUUAGAAGUGUAACAUCAGUUUGUAUAAAGCCUAACCAGUAUAUCUAGAUUCAAAGUUAUUCUUUUCAUUGUAACAUAGAAAUAGGGGUUUCCUAUUGUGUCAGUUUUUAUGGGAACCUGCCACGAAAUUGAUUGUACAGAAAGCAUAGGAGAGAAUAGGGAUAGUUUCUAUUAGCAAAUAGUAUUGUAUCAAUAUGUAGGCUUUUAGGAUUAGUUUCCCUUUCCUAAAUACAAAUUUUGGAAAAUAUUCUGAUAUCUUCAUUUUUUUUUAGUCACACAAGCUUUCUUGACAAUUA